Molecule: messenger RNA, 3048 nt
Organism: Parnassius mnemosyne (clouded apollo)
Lineage: Eukaryota; Metazoa; Arthropoda; Insecta; Lepidoptera; Papilionidae
Source: the annotation of a GenBank genome assembly
AUGUUUCGAAGACCAGUUUUAAGCAGAACCAUUCGACCACAUAGAAUGUUUAUGUCUUCCAGCAGUUUCAUUAGGAGCUCCUAUAUUGAAUAUUUUACGAAAAUUCAUGGACAUAGGCAUGUAAAGUCAAGUUCUGUUGUACCUUUAUCAGACCCGACUGUGCCAUUUAUUAAUGCUGGGAUGAAUCAGUUUAAAGGUGUGUUCCUGGGUUUGGUAGAUGCGCCAAGUUCAAGGGUGGUAAACUCUCAGAAAUGCAUCCGCGUGGGUGGUAAACACAAUGAUUUGGACCUUGUAGGAACAGAUGGUCAUCAUCACACUUUCUUUGAAAUGCUUGGCAACUGGUCCUUUGGGGACUAUUACAAGAAAGAAGCUUGUCAGAUGGCCUGGGAUCUUCUUCUUGGUCCCUUCCGUCUGAAGCCAGAAGAUCUGGUUGUGACCUACUUUGGUGGGGAUCCAAUAAUAGGCAUACUAGAAGAUAGGGAGUGUAGAGACAUAUGGAAAUCUAUUGGAGUGCCCGCAAGUCGCUUGCAAGCUCGUGGAACUGCUGACAACUUUUGGGAAAUGGGAGUCACUGGCCCCUGUGGAGCCUGUACCGAACUACAUUACAUAAGCCCUGACGGAAGUCUUACGGAAAUAUGGAACAUUGUCUUUAUUGACAGCAACAGAGAAGCAGAUGGCUCAGUGAAGAGACUGAGGAAACAGCACAUAGACACCGGUAUGGGCUUGGAGAGGAUGGCAAAGUUGCUGCAAGGUGUACCCUCCAACUACGACACUGACCUUUUCCGUCCUCUCAUAGACGCUAUCCACAGGAACAGCAAAGGAGCCCCCCCAUAUAGCGGUGGGUACAGUUCACAGGAUGCACUGCAACAAGCGUACAGGAGACUGGCGGACCACGCAAGGAUGGUUAGCGUUUGCCUUGCUGAUGGCGUCUUCCCAGCCGCUAACUUAAACCUCAAGCAAGUAAUGCGCAGAUCGUUCAAGAUUUGUACAGAUGUCUUCCAAAACCCCCAACUCCUCACCCAUUUGUACACUGAAGUGGCAAAUAGCCUCGGAGACACAUACCCAGAGCUGGUUUCCAAGCAGAAGGAAGCUAAUCUCAUUAUAGAACACGAAAGAGAAGCAUACGCAAAGCUGAGAGCAGAAUUGGGGAAGAAAUGGAAAGGGCUUUUGCAAAGAUAUCCAGAAGUGGAGAGCUUGGGAGAUGUAGAAAUAGCUGGAUUUGCGCUUGGAUAUACAGAGUUUAAGGAGACUAUGUCCAAAUUGAAAUCGACCACAAUACCUGGUGACUUGGUAUUUAAAUUGUACGACACGCAUGGCUUUCAAGAGGAUGUGAUCGAAAGAAUAGCAAAAUUAAAUAAUUUAUGCAUAGACAAGCAAGGAUUUCAAAAACUAUUGACUCAACACAAAUCUAAACAUAAGGCUGCAUUUAAGGAACAAAGCUCCAAGAAGGGAUUAACAUUUGAUACAACUAUAGACCGAUUGAUAAAAAGUGGUGUUAAAUGUACAGAUGAUAAACACAAAUAUGAUUGCUUGUUAGUCGAUAAUAAAAUAAUAUUCGAACCGCUUAAAUGUAAUCUAGUCUCAAUAAUAAAUGAGGAUGGUGAAUGGAUAGACUUUUUAGAUCCAUGCGAAAAUAGACCUUAUUAUUUAGUGACGGAUAGAACAAAUUUCUAUUGCGAGGAAGGUGGUCAAAUAGCGGAUAGUGGGGUAAUCAAAGUUAGCGAUCAAGUGACAAUGAAAGUGGACAGUGUAUUUAAAAUAAGAGAUUUUGUGUUUCAUAAAGGACAUUUUCUUAUAGAACAAGGCAGUGAAAAACCGUAUGUAAAGUGUAAUAGUGAAGUGACACUUGCAAUAGAUUGUGAUAAAAGGUUGAAAAUUAUGAAAAAUCAUACAGCAGUACAUCUGUUAAAUGCGGCCAUUAGAAAGGUGCUACCGAACAGUGUUGUCUGCCAGAUUGGUUCGAGAGUUACUGACGGAGGAUUGAGCUUAAAUUUGUCAGUUUACGGUGAGAAAUUGUCAGACAAGGUGUUAUUAGAUGCUCAAACGUUAGUUAGGUCAGCAAUAAAGAGUGAUACACCACUAGACACAAGAAUUAUGGAUAGUGUGCAAUUACAGAGCGAGCCGCCUGUAUUGACGGUGCCUGGAGAGUCCUAUCCUGAACGUGGACUGCGUCUUGUUAGCUGCGGACCUCCACUGGAGUCCAGGGAGUUAUGCUGCGGUACUCACGUGGCGUCCACGGGGCACCUGCAGGAGUUCUGCGUGACCCUGGUGAAAGGUGCGGGAGGGAACACGCCCAACAUUCACGCGAUCACCGGCGAAGCUGCCACAGAGGCCCGGGAACUGUUCUGCCAUGUGGAGAAUCUAAGCCAGGUGAUUGACUUGGCGGAGCCCGAGCGACUGAAGCGAGAGGUGGCCGACAUCAGAAGUCGGUUGGCGACGCUGUGCGGCGGUGGCAGUGGUGGCAGUGAUGGCAAACGUAGCGCUGGUGGCGGGGCGGCGCGUGCAGAUUACGGCGCCUGCUUGCAACUGUUACAGCGUUUGGAGAAACGUGUCGAGAGCAAUACUGAUACUGCGCUCAGUGGUAUCGCGUCAGCAGAGAUCCAGGAGGCUGCAGCGGAGGCGAGCAGGUGCGGGCGCAGGUUCGUGGUGCACUUCGUGCGCUGCUCCUACCUGAUGACGGACGGCGCCGUGGGCGCAGCCCUGCACACGCACACGGAGCACCCGGCGCUGCUGCUGGGCUGUGCGGGUGGCGUCAUCCGGGCUGCGGCUGCCGUGCCACAGGAGUUGGUUAGUGCGAAUUUCAAUGCAGAGCGCUGGUUGGGUUGCAUACUACCAGUGUUUCGCGCUAAAGUACAAAAGCAUCCAACACGCUCGCUCACCAACUAUGCAGAGAUGACUGCCACUAAGGUGAGCCUCAUUACUUGCGAGCAGAUGGUGCAGGAUGCGAUGCGGAUAGCCAUCAAGUUUGCUCAAUCACAUAUCGGAAAAGUCAAUGAAGAUAGUCACGGAGACAAAGAAACACCCAGCAAGAACAGGCAGCAAAAUUAG